This is a messenger RNA of Pongo pygmaeus (Bornean orangutan), 9665 nucleotides long. It is a transcript of the gene PTCHD1, whose product is annotated as patched domain containing 1. The record is from RefSeq and is a predicted model, not a curated record. The transcript is spliced from 3 exons. Gene Ontology annotation, cellular component: synapse; plasma membrane. Gene Ontology annotation, biological process: cognition; chemical synaptic transmission. NCBI's taxonomy places the organism in Eukaryota, Metazoa, Chordata, Mammalia, Primates, Hominidae. The coding region runs from base 247 to 2913 and encodes 888 amino acids.
GGGGCUCUCCGGGAGGGCGCGGCCGCGGGCAGGAGGGCGUGUCUCCGGCCCGAGGGGACCCUCCCGAGGCGCGGCGCGGGACUCCCCGAUGGUGGUGCUGCGGCUCCGGGAGAGCACAGGGUCUCGCCGCCGCCGCCGCCGUCGCCGCCGCCGAGGGCGCCGCUGCCGCCGCCGCCGCCGCCGCCGCCGCCCGAACCCGCGCCGAGCGUGCGCCUCGCCCUCCUCCCGCGCCCGCUCUGCUCUAGGAUGCUGCGGCAGGUUCUGCACAGGGGCUUGAGGACGUGUUUCUCCCGGCUCGGCCACUUCAUUGCCAGUCACCCUGUCUUCUUCGCCUCGGCGCCGGUGCUCAUCUCCAUCCUGCUCGGCGCCAGCUUCAGCCGCUACCAGGUCGAGGAGAGCGUGGAGCACCUGCUGGCGCCCCAGCACAGCCUAGCCAAGAUCGAGCGCAACCUCGUUAACAGCCUCUUCCCGGUCAACCGCUCCAAGCACCGUCUCUACUCGGACCUGCAGACCCCCGGGCGCUACGGCCGGGUCAUCGUCACCUCCUUCCAGAAAGCCAACAUGCUGGACCAGCAUCACACCGACCUGAUCUUAAAGUUGCAUGCUGCUGUCACCAAGAUCCAGGUUCCAAGGCCUGGUUUCAAUUACACGUUUGCCCAUAUAUGUAUCCUGAAUAAUGAUAAGACUUGCAUCGUGGAUGACAUAGUGCACGUCCUGGAAGAGCUAAAGAACGCUCGGGCCACCAAUCGGACCAAUUUUGCUAUCACAUACCCAAUCACUCACUUAAAGGACGGGAGGGCUGUGUACAAUGGGCACCAGCUUGGGGGCGUCACUGUGCACAGCAAAGACCGGGUGAAAUCUGCAGAGGCCAUCCAGCUCACCUACUACCUGCAGUCCAUCAACAGUCUCAAUGACAUGGUGGCUGAGAGGUGGGAGUCAAGCUUCUGCGACACUGUCAGACUGUUUCAGAAAUCCAACAGCAAAGUCAAAAUGUACCCUUACACGUCCUCCUCACUGAGGGAAGAUUUCCAGAAGACCAGCCGCGUUUCGGAACGUUACCUGGUUACCAGCCUGAUCCUGGUGGUUGCCAUGGCCAUCCUGUGCUGCUCUAUGCAGGACUGCGUCCGCAGCAAACCCUGGCUAGGCCUGCUCGGAUUGGUGACCAUAAGCCUGGCCACUCUCACUGCAGCCGGGAUCAUCAAUCUUACCGGUGGGAAAUAUAAUUCCACCUUCCUGGGAGUCCCUUUCGUCAUGCUAGGUCAUGGAUUAUAUGGGACUUUUGAAAUGUUAUCCUCCUGGAGGAAAACUAGAGAAGACCAACAUGUUAAAGAGAGAACUGCAGCAGUCUAUGCAGACUCCAUGCUUCCCUUUUCUCUCACCACUGCCAUGUACCUGGUCACCUUUGGCAUAGGGGCCAGCCCUUUCACGAACAUUGAGGCAGCCAGGAUUUUCUGCUGCAAUUCCUGUAUUGCAAUCUUCUUCAACUACCUCUAUGUACUCUCGUUUUAUGGUUCCAGCCUAGUGUUCACUGGCUACAUAGAAAACAAUUACCAGCAUAGUAUCUUCUGUAGAAAAGUCCCAAAGCCUGAGGCAUUGCAGGAGAAGCCGGCAUGGUACAGGUUUCUCCUGACGGCCAGAUUCAGUGAAGACACAGCUGAAGGCGAGGAAGCGAACACUUACGAGAGUCACCUAUUGGUAUGUUUCCUCAAACGCUAUUACUGUGACUGGAUAACCAACACCUAUGUCAAGCCUUUUGUAGUUCUCUUUUACCUUAUUUAUAUUUCCUUUGCCUUAAUGGGCUAUCUGCAGGUCAGUGAAGGGUCAGACCUUAGUAACAUUGUAGCAACCGCGACACAAACCAUCGAGUACACUACUGCCCAGCAAAAGUACUUUAGCAACUACAGUCCUGUGAUUGGGUUUUACAUAUAUGAGUCUAUAGAAUACUGGAACACUAGUGUCCAAGAAGAUGUUCUAGAAUACACCAAGGGGUUUGUGCGGAUAUCCUGGUUUGAGAGCUAUUUAAAUUACCUUCGGAAACUCAAUGUAUCCACUGGCUUGCCUAAGAAAAAUUUCACAGACAUGUUGAGGAAUUCCUUUCUGAAAGCCCCUCAAUUUUCACAUUUUCAAGAGGACAUCAUCUUCUCUAAAAAAUACAAUGAUGAGGUCGAUGUAGUGGCCUCCAGAAUGUUUUUGGUGGCCAAGACCAUGGAAACAAACAGAGAAGAACUCUAUGAUCUCUUGGAAACCCUGAGGAGACUUUCUGUCACCUCCAAGGUGAAAUUCAUCGUCUUCAAUCCGUCCUUUGUGUACAUGGAUCGAUAUGCCUCCUCUCUGGGAGCCCCCCUGCACAACUCCUGCAUCAGUGCUUUGUUCCUGCUCUUCUUCUCGGCAUUCCUGGUGGCAGAUUCACUGAUUAACGUCUGGAUCACUCUAACAGUUGUGUCCGUGGAGUUUGGAGUGAUAGGUUUCAUGACAUUAUGGAAAGUAGAACUGGACUGCAUUUCUGUGCUAUGCUUAAUUUAUGGAAUUAAUUACACAAUUGACAAUUGUGCUCCAAUGUUAUCCACAUUUGUUCUGGGCAAGGAUUUCACAAGAACUAAAUGGGUAAAAAAUGCCCUGGAAGUGCAUGGGGUAGCUAUUUUACAGAGUUACCUCUGCUAUAUUGUUGGUCUGAUUCCUCUUGCAGCUGUGCCUUCAAAUCUGACCUGUACACUGUUCAGGUGCUUGUUUUUAAUAGCAUUUGUCACCUUCUUUCACUGCUUUGCCAUUUUACCUGUGAUACUGACUUUCCUGCCACCCUCUAAGAAAAAAAGGAAAGAGAAGAAAAAUCCUGAGAACCGGGAGGAAAUUGAGUGUGUAGAAAUGGUAGAUAUCGAUAGUACCCGUGUGGUUGACCAAAUUACAACAGUGUGAUAAUGUCUGCUUGGCAUAUUUUCACCUUAGGUCUUAUCAAGACCAAAGAGAUUAUGUUAAUGAAACAAUUAAAUUCAAAGUUGAUCCCUUUUUUAAAGAUAGGAAACAGGCAUUGCCAAAAAAAAAAAAAAAAGGAAAGGACAAUGGGGAGAAAUGGACAUGGCAUAUUUUCAGUCUUUAAAACAAAAGAGUUGUUAUGAGAAUUCACACACACAUAGACACACACACGCACACACACACACACACCCUGGGAGACCUAUAGUCUCUUAAACUAAGAUCAAGUAGAAGAAAGCUUAUUAACAAGCAGGAUCCUUACGUAUCUAAACUGCAGAUGUUGCUGGCAUUGUGACAAAACCCACUGAUUGAAAGGUCAACUGCCAAGGCAGAAACAGCUUUAAGCAUUGUUCAAAUAAUAAGGCUUCUAGAACUUCUGUAGAGCAGUAGCUCCAGUUGUGGUCUGUGGUUUGGGGUUUUAGCUGUCACCUAGCUCCCUAACACUGAAGGAGAUGCUUGUGAAAGUUCUGACCAGCAAAAGCAAGCCAGAGCCUUGGAAACUGGUAUGUGGUAGAGUGGCCAUCACUCAUGGACUAAAAUUGAUUCAUCCCUAAAUUCACCCAGGUGAAGCAGUUUCAUUGUCUAGAAUGAAAUUAUCAUAUUCCGCCAUUGGUAUGCUUUUAACAUUUGUAUAGUUUGGUUUGCUUAAAACACCUUAAAACCAAUGACAGCUCCAGCACUGCAGAAUUGGUGUGAUUCUAUUUUGGAAUAGCUUGUCACUUGUCACCAAAUGGGUCUGCUUUAUUAGUUACAGCUCUUGGCAGGAGGAUCCAGGGACCCAAAACCACAGGGCCAAACCCAAAUACCUGGCAUGAUGGAGCAAAAGCAGGUGUCUACUUGGACCCAGAUAAUAGUGUCUCCAUUCUAACAACAACAACAAAAUAGCCAGCUGCUACAGCUGUUUGUGGUUGGCCCUACGUGCAUUUUUUGCAUGGAUACCCAGAAACAUCUGCCCACACAUAACUGAGGGAAAAAAAUGAACACUGAAAUAGUUAAUUGCUGUUGCUUCCAACUUGUAGUGCCAGUCUGCCUUUGCUGUGAAACACAGCUGCUCAGAGACAGAGAGGGGAAGAAGAUCUUUGGUAAGUCUACAUCCUGACACUGAGAAGCUUUGUAGAAGUGCAGGGAGAUAAAGGGCCAAAAGGGAGAUAGAUGGAAAAGACUGGAAAAAGUAUUCACUAAUACAAAUCUAUCAAUGAUGGCAGUCCAAUUCUCUUGCUAAACUGGCUGCACCCCACCUUGCUAGUCCCCCCGCACACCUUUUUUGAUGUCCUUCUACGUCAUCAUAGCAAGGCCCUUCUGUACAUUAACAAGCAUAGAUAUUUAUACUCUUGACUUCCAGUAUCUACAGAAGAAUGGUUCAUAGAUCUAAACAGAAAUGGUUUAGAUCUAAAAAGGCUGUAUACGUUGCCCAGGCCCCUACAUUUCUUUAAAUUUAUAAAAAUGAAGCUAAAACCUGGUUACAUUUGAAGCAAAUAUCUACAGUAUUUUUCCCCUUUAGAGAUGUAGCUUAUUUAGACAUCUUUAGUGGUAAGCAUUUCCCAAAAGCAUCUUACCUUUCUGAACCUUAGCAGACAUACUGUGCAACUUACCUAUCUUCUGCAGAAGAGGAAACUGAGACCUAGGAGAAUAAAGUGACUCACUCAGGUCACACCGCUAAAGGAUUUUCAUCAUUUCAGCAUACCUAAGAGAGGGCAGGCCAAUUUUCAGUAUUCUCAUAAGAUGGCUAUUACUCCUCUCAAAAUGCAUUUCCAAAGAAGGAGCAUAGGACUUUAUUGGCCACAGGGCAGACAUUUUUUUAGUGUCUUGGAUUAAAAUAUUUGAGGUUUAGGUUUGCCAUUGUCUUUCCAAAAGCCCGAAUAAUUCAGAUGUAACCACACCGAGUGCAAACCUGUGCUAUCUAUUUCACGUACUGUUGUCCAUACAGUUCUAAAUACAUGUGCAACGGAUUGUAGCUAAUGCAUUACACAGUUGUUCAGUCUCCUCUGCAGACACACUAAGUGAUAAUACCAACGUGUUAUACACUCAACUAGAAGAUAAUAAGCUUUAAUCUGAGGACAAGUACAGUCCUCACAAAAGGGCAAGUUUGCAUAAUAGAUCUUCGAUCAAUUCUCUCUCCAAGGGGCCUGCAACUAGGCUAUUAUUUAUAAAAUACAACUGAAGAGGGGAUUGGUUUUACUGUUAAAUCAUGUGUUGCUAAAUCAUUUUCUGAACAGUGUGUUCUAAAUCAGUCAUUGAUUUAGUGUCAGCCACGUGGAGCACCUCGGCUUAAAGCAACUCCACAAAACCUGACACAACACACACACCAAUUAAAUGGAUUUUGUUGAGAAUUUAAUCAUUCAAUUUGGUCAACCAGAAUGACUUCCAGUGGAACUUUGUUUUAUGACAGAUAAUAGUUUUCCAACUUGAUUGAGUCUCUGUAUACCCUGGGAUAUUGUAUUUUUUAAUGAAGGGCAUUUUCAAACUUGUCAACUUCUCUUUUCAGCACUUGAAAUGAAGGCUUAAGGAAUUCUGACUGUGAAAUGAAUUUUUCUAUUGGGAGAUUAUGCAUGCCAAGAUUUAUUAUUUAUUGUUAGAUAAUUAUUUAUUUGUUAAUACUGAUUAUUGAUUAUUGCUCUGCUGCAUUGGUUUAGCCCCACUAUGGAGAAGACACUUUAGAAGUAACUCAGAAUCACAUCCCCAUAAAAUCUAAGUCUUUACUUCAAGUUUAACUUUUUGAAUUGCUAUAAAGAGGGAAAAAUUGAUCCCUGCAAACACUUGAAGAAGCUGUGUUUUUUUCUUUCAAUUAAUUCCAACCAAGACAUUAACAUCCACUUUACCAAAGAAACUUACUUGGUUGGUUUUUAGUUGGUGUUUAUUGUUUGUUUACCAAAGAAAAUGUUCCAUUCAUCAAAAAUAUUUCUCCUGGUCAACUAAAAAACUGUGAUACUGGGAUUUUUAUGGCCAUUCAUAAGGAAAAUUUUUAAAAGUCAGGGUAAGGGUGAUAUUCUCUCAUUUAGUGAAACUCAGAAGAAGAUGUAAAUUCACAAGGAAUGUGGUGUUUGCAAGGAAGAAAAUGAUACUUGAAAUAGGGCAUUAUUGUUUAGCAUAAAGCAACAUUCCAACAAGCAUCAUCAGGGCUCCUCAGGUUAAAAGAAGUACAGUUUGUUCCAGAGAAAAAGGAAGACAAACCCUCACGAAAUGUUUCUCCAUUGUUCCAGCUCAUAAGUUUUACUUUGUUUUAGGUUUUGGAGUUUUUAGUUCCUUUGAUGUUUGUUUUGCUUUAAUUUGGUUUGUGUUUGCUUCUGCCUUUCCUACCUUCUGCCUUUUACUCCCUCAGUUUUCAUCAGAAGUGUGAUAAUCAGAUGCCAUCCUCCAUGGCCACGCUUAUGUAUGCGAUAUACUGCUCCAAAUGAGGCCCUUGGUAACCCUUAUGACCCUUUAAUUCUAACUAACCAUCACCCAGUCGUAAGUGGCAUUAUGGGACCAUGACACCACUUUUCUCCAGUGCCAAUGACAGAGCUCAGCUGUGUCCAUCACAAGAAAAGGUGGAAUGGGCAGCUGUCUUGGGGGUGUGGCAUGAGGCAGAACCUCUUGGACAUAAAUGUUAUCUUCCUCAUAAUGGCUUUAUUCUUUUGGAUCCUAUUAAAGUAUCCCUGUAGCUUACAGUAGUGUUUGACCUCUGUGACUCUGUUUUCUCAUCUGUAAAAUGGGGAUAAUAUCAGUAAAUAUCUUUAAUUUCAGCAAAUAAUUAUUGAGUGCCAAAUAUUGCCCAGAUACUGUUCGAGAGGCUGGGGACACAACAGUCAACAAAUCAGAUUUUUAAAAAUCUGCUCUUGUAGAGCCUACCUUUGAGUGACAUUGUAGGUAUAUUGUGGGGAUUGAAUGAGAUGAGAGUUGACAUUUGGAAAGCACUCUUGGAAAGGCCUGGCAAAGAAAAGAGACUCAAGACAUUAUUUGUAAUUCAUCAAUCUCGCACAGUAGCACUAGGGCUCGGGAUGUAAAGCUACUGAGAAGUAGAUUUGAGCCUGAGAUUAGGGCUACAAAUAACAAUGAGUUGCCACAGGAGGUAGUUAAUUACCCGUCAUUUUAGGACAUUCAAAAUAAAGCUAAUCACCACAUAGUGGGGCCAUUGUAAAGGGGCUGCAAGUCCUGGAUGUUGGCAUCAUACUAUCAUCUUUGAAAAAAACUGAUCCCCAAAAAAAGGCACUUGCUUUUGGGGAUGGGGAAUGGACACCACUGAUUACUGAAUAACUGUGGCAGGUUUGUCUGAGGGAAAGUAAACAUUCCCUUUAGGUAAUUUGCUUUUAAUUUUGUGUAAAAAGCACCAGGUAUUUAGAGACGUAAAGUUCCUAUUUUUAAAAAGCAUAGUAAAGCUGCAAUACAAAGAAAAAUAUUAAGUUAGUGGAUUCGCUGGCAAAGAACUAAGAAUGGCUGCAGCCAACACAUUGCAGAGUUCCUCCCUGUGGUGGUUACAACUGUUAUUUCUGUUUCAUGCCAGUCCAGGAGAAAGCAAAGAGGAAAGUGGAUGAGCUAUAAUCCGUUCACCUGAAUAGGCAGUGCCAGGAUGUCCCCCCCCAGCUUGCCUCUCACCCGCCCCGCUGCUGCCCAGGUGAUUUGUUUGAAGUCCUCUUUGAUGUCUAUGAGAGCACCGUCGAAGGAAGAGGAAGGGAGGCAACCGGAAAGCUAUGGCCUCUGUGCAGAUUUUUGAGUUAGAUUAAAAUUAGUACCAAUGUAUACCAAGGAGAAAACAAGCAGAGAAACCUUGGUGGAAGAAGUGAUGUUCCUGUGGAAUGUGCCAGCAGCUUCUCUUUCCAGAAUGCUGACACCAGAUGAAUCUUUGGUUAGAAUUAAGCCUACCCCUUUGUUUUUCACAUGAGAAAACUGAAACCUGAAGUAAUGAAAUUAUAUUCACAGAGCUAAUUAGAAACAGAUAUGAGACUAUAAUUGAAAUCUAGUUCUUAGCCUCAAUUCUUUCUCCAUUUUGCCACUUUACUGCCAAAUUCUAUUCAUCUAAAUUAUUGGGGUCUUAACCUGGGGGCCAAAUGAGUUCAUGGGAGGGGUCUCUGAGUUACCUAAAAUUAAGUUACAUGCAAAAAUGUGUGUAUAUGUUCAACAUGUGCAUUUUCCUAAAGUGAGGGCUCAGAUUCCAAAAAAGGUCUGUGACCGAAAAAGGGUGAAGAACCACUGUCCUAAAUUCAUACAGACCUCAUUGGGAGUGUGAUCCUGGUGUCCUCAUUUUGGCUAAUGAGCAAUCAAGAACUUUUGAACUGUCUUUUCUCUAAGGAUGCAAAAAUGCUUCAAAAUAUUGGUUUCUUCAUCCCAAGCCAAGUGCCUACUUCUAUUCAUUUAUUCUUCAUUCAUUCUUUCAUUCAUUCAUUUCUUUAUUCUGCAAAUGUAUUUUCAGUGCCAAUUCAUGUUCUAGCAGCAGCUAAAUAUGCCCUCCACAGCAGGACCAGGAAAGGAGCCCUCUGUACUGUGCUCUUCUUGGCAAGAGGAACACCAGGUUGCUACCACAUUCUCACUGUUGCAAAAAUAUAUAUAUAGCCUCAAAUUUUCAGUAACCAUCCCACACACACAUACACACAUAAAGGCAGCAGCCAACAAAGCCAACAUAUAGAAGUGUGCCCUGUCAAAGAACCAGGGAAGAGCAGCCUAUUUCCAGGUUAUAUAUAGUGAUAUGCUGCUUUGCAACUGCAUACCACAUCCUUGGAAGUGCUGCUCCCAAAUGAGCCCUACUCUGAGAUGUCGACACCAGGCAUGCUUUCACACACGUGCAGUACCCUACUCUCAAACAAGCAUGGAGAGAAUAAGUCUCAUUCAUCUUGUUAAUAUUUUUAGUGGGCAAAGAAGCAAUCAUGGCCAUGGACAGAUGGGUGCAUUUAAGGACAGGUGUGGCUAGGCACGGUGGCUCACGCCUAUAAUCCCAGCACUUUGGGAGGCUGAGGCGGGCAGAUCACGAGGUUAAGAGAUUGAGACCAUCCUGGCCAGCAUGGUGAAGCCCGACCUCUACUAAAAAAUACAAAAAAAUUAGAUGGGCAUGGUGGCACGUGCCUGUAGUCCCAGCUACUCAGGAGGCUGAGGCAGGAGAAUCACUUGAAUCCGGGAGGUAGAGGUUGCAGUGAGCCGAGAUUUCACCACUGCACUCCAGCCUGGCAAUAGAGUGAGACUUCGUCUCAAAAAAAAAAAAAAAAAAGGACAAGUGUGUUUUAUACACAAAUAUGCAGAAGCCCAGGUCUCCUGACUCCAAGUCAGAAGCUAGAUAAAAUAUAGGUUGCUGGAGGAAGUUGGAAAAUAAAUGACUAUACUGUAAUUGUUGGCUCUGCUGCUGCUGGUAUAACUUCAGGCACAACGGAAUCCACCUGGGUUGACCUAUGGGAAAGGCUGGGUGAAUCACUACUUGGCCUUGCAUGAAGCACAAAGGACACACCAAUGGCGGAUCAGUGGCCCUUCCAUCAUCUUCUGCCCAGCCAUGAUAAGGAAAGCCUUCUGUUGAGAUGGAGGAAUAUUAGCUCAACUUUGUAGCAUCUGAUGUGAAGUUUGAGGGCUUUGUUUUUGUUUUUGGUUUUGAGACGCAGUCUCACUCUGUCGCCCAGGCUGGAGUGCAGUGGCGCCAUCUCGGUUCACUGCAAGCUCCACCUCCUGGGUUCACGCCAUUCUCCUGCCUCAGCCUCCCGAGUAGCUGGGACUACAGGUGCCCGCCACCACACCCGGCUAAU